AGCCAACCAAACGCGUCGUCCUGGAGAUCAUGUGUGGCAUUCAUGCAGUGAUAUCCAACGUUGCGCCAGCUCCACUCUCGCCAGCCAUCAAAGAGGCUCUGUGCAAUCGCGGCCCAGAUUAUUUUGGUCAACAUGCGACGCGUAUUCCCAACGGUGAUGACUCCGGCGCCACAUUCCUGAGGUUCACCUCGACCGUCCUCUCGCUCCGCGGGGACCGAGUCGCCGCGCAGCCCUUUAUACAUCCACAGACCGGAUCGGUCCUAUGCUGGAAUGGCGAGGCAUGGAAGAUCGGUGGGUGUGCCAUUCAAGGGAAUGACGGACAGGCCAUCUUCGGUUUGCUCUCCGAGGCGAGUGCCUCAGUGACGGGCGAGGAAGCCAUCAUCGAUGUGCUGCGAUCUAUCCAAGGGCCGUUUGCCUUUGUUUACCUCGAUAAAGUUGCCGGAAAGGUUUACUACGGCAGAGACCGUCUCGGUCGCCGGUCGCUGCUCGCAUCCGGAAGCGAUGAUGGCGGUUCCCUGGUCCUUUCCAGUAUCGCUGACACCUGUGACGCGAGCUGGAAUGAAGUUGAGGCCGACGGCGUAUAUGUUCUCAAUCUUGUCAAAAAUUGCCCAGAUACUGGUGCCCUUUCACAUUUAUCCUUGUCCCCUUCUCGGUAUGAGUGGAUGGUGAAAGGCGGCGAAGAUUUAGUCUUGAGCAUUGGCAAGUUCAACAUGAGCCUCCCGACCGAUAGCACGCUACUCCUAGCAUCAUCGAAUCCUGUCAAGAUGCUGAGGGAACAGCUAAUCAACGCACUUCGCCUUCGUAUUCUCAACAUUCCACUCCCACCAUCCGCUUCAACGUCGACUUCCUCUCCCCCUGACACACGGAUAGCAAUCCUAUUCUCGGGUGGGUUAGAUUGCACGGUGCUUGCCAGGCUCUGCCACGACCUUUUGCCGGAGGGCCAAGCCGUGGACCUUCUCAACGUUGCGUUUGAGAACCCGCGUGUCGCCGGCCAACUGCGGAAACAAGCCAACGGUGCUGAAGCAGACGUGUAUGAAUCAUGCCCGGAUAGAGCCACCGGGCGUAAGGCUUUUGCCGAACUCCGAGAAGUCUGUCCGGGGCGAAAGUUCCGCUUCAUCACAAUCAAUGUGCCGUAUACGGAGACGUCUUCCCACCGUGCACAGGUGAUCUCUUUGAUGCAUCCGCACAACACCGAGAUGGACCUCUCCAUUGCAUACGCCCUGCACUUCGCAGCGCGCGGCCAAGGUUUGUGCUACGAGCAGUCCGAUCCGGCCUCGCCAUCAGUACUCUACUGCGCGCCUGCUAGGGUUCUGCUGUCGGGGCUGGGUGCCGAUGAGCUCUUUGGCGGAUACGUACGACAUGCCACUGCAUUCUCACGCCAGGGCUACAGAGGUCUCGUUGACGAGUUGAAGCUCGAUGUCAGCCGCCUGGGGAAGCGGAACCUUGGGCGGGAUGACCGAGUCAUGGCGCAUUGGGGCAAGGAGGUGAGGUUUCCAUACCUGGACGAAGAAGUGGUCAAGUGGGCCGUCGAGCGGCCGGCAUGGGAGAAGUGCGACUUUGACAACCCGGAGGAAGUGUCGGGAGUUGAGCCUGGAAAGCGCGUCUUGCGGUUACUGGCUCAGGAGCUAGGGUUGAAACAGGUCGCCGUGGAAAAGAAGAGAGCGAUCCAGUUCGGGUCCAGGACAGCAAAGAUGGAGAGUGGCCGAGUCAAAGGGACCGCACUUGUAUCAUGAAGCUAUUUCGAUGCAGUUGACCGUUCCGACGAUGGCAUGGGGAACUCACGGGGCUGCUGCGACACAAAUCUGGCUAUGAUGACACAACAGAUACUUCUGAAUCGCGGGUUUCGACAGGCUACGGCCUGAUGCUGGCGACUGUGUAGUUUUUGCACUUGUGCAGAAACCCUUUGCCUCAUCGCUGGCCUGUCUGGCUCGUCCCAAAGCGACAUUGAUGGACAAAAGACAAGUCUGAGCCAGGCGAACAGGGAACAGGGUAAAUGGGUUGCGCAGAAGAUCAACCAGCAGUCCCUAUUUUUAGACUUGAGAUAGAGUGUGCCGGCAGUCGUAGGCAGGGGUGGUCAUAGCGCACCAAGUCGAACAGCCGCGAAGCCAAGUGGCGGGAUUGGGCGGACAACGGGACCGGCAGACGAUCCGGGCCCUAGUGGUUUUAGAGACGUCUUAGCCCUGUCAGAUAUAGCAGCCGGCAUAAUUAAGCA
Molecule: messenger RNA, 2212 nt
Organism: Phialemonium atrogriseum
Lineage: Eukaryota; Fungi; Ascomycota; Sordariomycetes; Cephalothecales; Cephalothecaceae
Product: asparagine synthase
Exons: 4
Coding region: 30-1733 (567 amino acids)
Molecular function (GO): asparagine synthase (glutamine-hydrolyzing) activity
Source: RefSeq, a predicted model, not a curated record